Molecule: messenger RNA, 510 nt
Organism: Cooperia oncophora
Lineage: Eukaryota; Metazoa; Nematoda; Chromadorea; Rhabditida; Trichostrongylidae
Source: the annotation of a GenBank genome assembly
AUGGGAUUCAGCAAAACGACAUCUUGCGCGCCUGCGAAAAGACUAGCUCUUACUAAUUCGGCUACUUCUCGAUCUUCAGCAACAAGACCACUGCCCGAUUCAACGAGAACCGGCAGAGCUGCAAUAGCGCAACCAUCAUAUCAACCUCGCUACCUCCAGCCAACAGCAGCGACAACCGCUCGUCGUGUUGGUACUACAGCAGGCACCCGUCCAGAUCCUUCAUCGAAUCGGCCGUCUACUAUAAGUUGCGAGUGCUUCUGCCAUUGUCUGGAUCGCUCAUCUGCACCUGCACCCCGGGAAAGUGCAGAUUUAUUGGAAAUGAAAAGGAAGAUUUCUCAGCUCGAUCUAGAAUUUGUGACAUACAAGACAAAAUCGGAAAUACUCGAGAUGCAGCUAGCAGUAUGUCGUCAGACUUCACUAGAUUGUUUGAAACAAAUGAAACAAAUAAUCAAUCGCAUGAAAGAACAGCUGAUUUCCUCACAUAAUGGCUCUGGAAAGAGAAAAGCGUAA